Maylandia zebra (zebra mbuna) is the source of this 3297-nucleotide messenger RNA. Its product is annotated as homeobox protein Dlx3b. Gene Ontology annotation, molecular function: RNA polymerase II cis-regulatory region sequence-specific DNA binding; DNA-binding transcription factor activity, RNA polymerase II-specific. The record is from RefSeq and is a predicted model, not a curated record. Gene Ontology annotation, biological process: embryo development; epithelial cell differentiation; regulation of transcription by RNA polymerase II. Lineage: Eukaryota; Metazoa; Chordata; Actinopteri; Cichliformes; Cichlidae.
UCUAGUUGGGUUGGGCGCCGCCACGGUGGACAGCCUGGCUGCUGCGUCAAGGGAGUUUGGGAACGCAAGCUUCAGACUGUGUGAGGAGUUUCCAAACAGUGCUGCUUCGGAGCUCAGAGCAAACCCGAUCUGAGACGACAACAGCGAGAUAAACGCCUGAAAAUGAACGGGCAGUCCUCACCUGUCUUCGAGGAGAAGAAGCCCUCCAUCCCCGUGGCCGGUGGUUCCAUCUCGGCUUCCAAGGAUUCCCCGACCAUGCCGGAGUCCUCCUCCACAGAUAUGGGCUUCUAUAGCGGUCAGAGCGCGCUCCACGGCUCGCAGGAUUUCUACCCGGCACAGCAGCCGUACUCCGCUCAGCACAUGAACCCGUACGCAUACCACCACUACAGCCUCAACGGAAUGGGUCCCGGCGGUGCCUACCCCGUUGGGAAGGCAGAGUACCCUUACCCCCAUGCAGCAUACAGGGAGCACGGAGCAUUCAACAGGGAGGUUCAGCCAAGUCUGCAGGACAGCGUGAAAGAAGAACCAGACGUGGAAGUUAGGCUGGUCAACGGGAAGCCCAAGAAGGUACGCAAGCCCCGGACCAUCUACUCCAGCUACCAGCUGGCAGUUCUGCAGAGGAGAUUCCAGACAGCCCAGUAUCUGGCCCUGCCAGAGCGGGCCGAGCUGGCUGCACAGCUGGGCCUCACACAGACGCAGGUCAAAAUCUGGUUCCAGAACCGUCGCUCCAAGUUUAAGAAGCUCUACAAGAACGGAGAGUUUCCGCUCGGUGAUAUUCCUCUUGAACACAGUCCAGACGCCAGUGACUCCAUGGCCUGCAACUCUCCUCCAUCCCCAGCUGUGUGGGAAAACAACAACAGUAGCAAUGGUAACAAUAACAGCAGCAACCACAGCAGCGGGAGCGGCAACAACCCAAACGUCAGCAACGGUAGCGUCAAAAAUAGUGCAAUGCUGGAUCCUACCAGUAGGGGGCAGGUUCCCUAUCAGCCUCCGGUGGAUUCUCCACCUGCCUAUAUGGGGGAGUACACACACCAGAACUGGUACCAACAGCAGGGUGCACACUUAGGUCUCUCACAGUCAGGCCAAGUGCACCACGCACCACCAACUGCUCCGUCGGCCACACAGAGUAUGGGAGCCGUCUACUGAUGUAGAAAAAUGGACAACAUUUCGACUGGAGUCCUGGGCUUCACCUGGGGCUUUUUUUUUUUUUUGGAUGAUUCUGAGCUGUGCUGUGUGCAGAAACACCUGACAGUGAUCAUCAAAUCCGAGUCAUAACUGCAAAAACCCAAAACACAUGUUGUCACACAGGCUGCAAAUGUGGAUUGAAAACAAGUGUCGGCCUCAUUUACCCUCCACCGCCCACAAGGUGAACUCACAACACUGUGGGAGACCGGGGUGAUUCAAAUGGGUUUUUUAGUGCAGAGACUGACAUUUAUAUUCAAUAUCACUGAUAACAGUUCAUGUUUUGUUUAUAAAUAUUUGAAUUCUGAAUAUAUUUAUGCAGAAAAAUAUAGAAAUGCUCAGUAUUUCCCUCACACGUUUCUUCUUUCUGUAAGGGGGAGUUAGACAGACUUAUUCCACUAAAACUGGUAAUACUACUGAAAGUCGCCCAUCAAAAGAAAGCCUGCCACACUAUUUCAGCGCAGGGCUUGGAAUUGAUAUAGAAUAAGAAUAUGACAGCUUGAUGACCAUUACACGCAUAACAUAUCAACGCAACAGCGAAACAGAGGAGAAUAAUUACCAGCAUGUAAUUUCACAUUUGCUGGAAUGAAACUUGUUUUCCUCUGUGGAACAACAAAGCGGACUUAGCAACACAAGCAAACAGGUGGUUUUGGUUUGUGUGGAAGUGAAGAGCAAAGCUUGUGCUCUCAGUUUAGAGGUUUGGCUUAGACUAAAAGUGAUCCCCCCCUUCAGAUAGAGCCGCACCUCUUGUUCCAGUAUUUACACCAAGGGUUAGGCAGGUUAACCAGCUGCUGGUUGUAGCUACAAAGUCAGCAUCUGAACAUGAGUAUGAGCAGUGUAUUAAACUCACCUCUGGGGGCUAGUGGCUAAAAGCCAGAAUAGCUGCUUCUAGCCAAUAUAGUUAGUUAGAAACAAAGCUAAACUAGCUGACAUAUGUUUUAAAAACACUUAAAGAUGCUCUUUUAAAAAGUGGCUCAUAUUCAAUCCACCCCAUAAUUUGCAUGGCAUGAUGCAGUCUGCCAUAUUGGUUGUGAAAAAUAUAUAAUCCCCAUCUGGUUGGCGAAUGAGUCCUGGAGGUUGCUUGCAGCCAACGGGUGAAAUUGGUCACAAAGGGGGUGUUGCAUCAAAAACCACUUUGUAAUUGCUCCAAUCAAAAGCAGAGUGCCACAGCUGCCUGUAGUUUGCAUAGGAGACGUGGACUUGUUUGCAAAUCAUACAUGGGAUAAAAGAUGAGUCAAUUUAAAAAAUUAAGACAGAAGAGAAAGUAGCUGGAAGCGCAGAGGAGGAAUCGGCAAUACUGGUCUCAAGUGUCAGUGCAGGUGGCGCUGAUCCGAAACAUAGUUGUAUUUAUAAGGAAGCACACAUCAGAUUAUGGCGUAAGUUGCAGUGUAGGGUUUUAAAAAGUUUAUAAGAGCAUAUAAGUAGAACUAAUCUAAGUUAAGAUAGGCUAAGCUAACUAGCUGCUAACUGUUGCUACACAGUGAACACACAUACUUGAGCAGAGUUUGACUCCUCUGCUGGAAUCCUCCACUCCCGGUCACAGAAUAUGCGUUGCAUAUCCAAAGACAGACAUAUUAUUCAGUUAAUCUUUUUUUUAAUAAUAAAUGCCUCCAACAGAGGUUUGGUGCGCAGCUACAAAAAGUUUAAGGGCAGCUGAGCCUGAGCCAAGCUGUAAAAAUGCUAAUGCUUAAAAUACAACCUACAAGUGCCGUAAUUCACCACAUUGUAGUAUAAAUUCCCACAUCUUUUAAACAUCAUAGCCCGGCCUUUCUUUAAAUCUUAAACCGAGAUAACCCUGAUUAUAUCACUUUAGUUAUUUCCUCACACUUUUAAAGCCUUUUGGUGUUUUCGCUAGCUCAGUAAUACUUUUUUUAUUUUAAAAAACAAAGCAAAACAAAAUCCCCUGGCCUUUCACUUCCUAGCAAGUUGGUGCUAAAAUAUUUUUAAAAAACAAGCUGUUUAUAAUCUUUCAGAAGUGUGCUGUGCUCAGGUUUUUUAUUUAUAGUGUCAAGUGUAGAUAUGAAGUAGCACAACAGUUUGUGCCUUUGGAGCUUUUUUUUCUGUAAAGUUGAAAAAGCAAACCAAAAAUAAAAUGUACUAUUUUGUGUAUUUCAA